Molecule: messenger RNA, 990 nt
Organism: Mycotypha africana
Lineage: Eukaryota; Fungi; Mucoromycota; Mucoromycetes; Mucorales; Mycotyphaceae
Exons: 2
Coding region: 1-990 (329 amino acids)
Biological process (GO): exocytosis
Cellular component (GO): Golgi to plasma membrane transport vesicle; cell tip
Molecular function (GO): guanyl-nucleotide exchange factor activity
Source: RefSeq, a predicted model, not a curated record
AUGAGUUGUUACGAGCAUAUUAAUUCAAAAAUAAACAGUACCACAGUACCACCAGCAGCCGUCGUCGUGACAGCGGCAUCUUCUCAAGCAACACAACAAGAACAAACAGAACGACUUGAUGAUCAAACCGAAAGAUUAAACAGACUGGAACUUGAUCUACAGACCCUCAAUCAAAAAUAUGUUGCUGAAAUUGAAAAACGAGCUCAAGUGCAGCAUGAGAAAGAAGCUUUGGAACUUGAAUUGGAUGAUCUUUGCUCUAAACUAUUUGAAGAAGCCAAUGAUAUGGUCGCUGCAGAGAAGAAAUUACGAUCUCAAGUGGAAGACGAAUUGAAAGAAACCAAAGAACGCUUACUAUGGGAACAAUCGCAACUGAAUGAACUGAGAAUGAAACUAUUGGACAAUGAUAAUAGCACCACCACCACCACCACCACCACCACCAGCAGUGGCAGUCGACGAAGCAUGCAUCUGAGUAGCUUUCCACCACCACCCAUGACCUUUGAUCAGUAUCAGCUUCAGUUAUUCACCGAAUAUGUUGAAACCGUCUCAACAAAUACGUCGCUACCGCAAAAGAAACAAUUCCAGCUUCCUUUUAUGAAACUGACUCUGUUGGAAGAUAUAGAACCGUGUCUUAGAUUUCAUCCGCUACAACAGCCUGUCAGAAAAUUAUCUAGUAAAAAAAUCAUUGAUCAUCUGUAUAAAGAGACCUGUUUAAUAGAAUAUGUGCCUACGACGACUACGACCACAGCAAAGAAUAUUUGUCAAGCUUGCAAUCGUAAACAACCCCCUAUCAAUUAUAGGUUCAAACUCAAUGAAAAGGAAACAGAGUGGUUAUGGAUCGACCAAUAUUGCAGAGAUAGACUGGUUGCUGUUUGCGAGUAUUUCGUCUUUAUGAGAAACAUUCAACAUGGAUUCUUGAACCAUAUUACAUCUAUUCAAGAAUUGUACAAUGAAAAUAUCCGUUUGAAAUUACAAAUGUUCUAUUCAAGGUAA